CCUUUCUCGCUCCCCGGCCAUCUUGGCGUCUGAUCUUGGUUGGGGCUUGUCCCGCACCUAAGGCAAGAGGAUGGUGGCUGCAAAGAAGACGAAAAAGUCUCUGGAGUCAAUCAACUCUAGGCUCCAACUUGUUAUGAAAAGUGGAAAGUACGUGCUGGGGUACAAACAGACUCUGAAGAUGAUCAGACAAGGCAAAGCGAAAUUGGUUAUCCUCGCCAACAACUGUCCAGCUUUGAGGAAAUCUGAAAUAGAAUACUAUGCCAUGUUGGCUAAAACUGGUGUCCAUCACUACAGUGGCAAUAACAUUGAAUUGGGCACAGCGUGUGGAAAAUACUACAGAGUAUGCACACUGGCUAUCAUUGACCCAGGUGAUUCCGAUAUUAUUAGAAGCAUGCCAGAACAGACUGGUGAGAAGUAAACAAGAAAGUUCUCCUUUAAUAAAACUUUGCCAGAGCUCCUUUUAAAAAAAAAAAAAAAAAAAA
Messenger RNA from Rattus norvegicus (Norway rat), 482 nucleotides. RefSeq names its product ribosomal protein L30-like 2 (gene Rpl30l2). Gene Ontology annotation, molecular function: RNA binding; structural constituent of ribosome. Lineage: Eukaryota; Metazoa; Chordata; Mammalia; Rodentia; Muridae. The transcript has a single exon. The coding region runs from base 71 to 418 and encodes 115 amino acids. Gene Ontology annotation, cellular component: cytosolic large ribosomal subunit; cytoplasm. The record is from RefSeq and is marked validated.